Messenger RNA from Dendronephthya gigantea, 2418 nucleotides. RefSeq lists its product as uncharacterized. Bases 1 to 2418 code for a protein of 805 amino acids. NCBI's taxonomy places the organism in Eukaryota, Metazoa, Cnidaria, Anthozoa, Malacalcyonacea, Nephtheidae. The record is from RefSeq and is a predicted model, not a curated record. The transcript has a single exon.
AUGAUCAUUGGUUGUGAUGUUCCCGAAGCACAUUGGGUGUUGGAUCAACGCCGUGGAAGACGGAAAGAACCCUAUGCAGUUAAAACUUUGUUAGGCUGGACUCUCAUGGGGCCAGCUCGAACCGAAGAACCAGAGAAGUUCCAUGUUCAUUUUAUCAAUCGGGAGGACAAUAACUUACAAGACCAAUUAGAGAGAAUGUUCCAGAUGGAGUUCAGCGAGACAGAUGCAAUAUCAACAACAGAAAUGUCUAUGGAAGAUCGAAAAGCUUUGUCUAUCAUGGAAAGUUCAGCGAAGCUAGUCAAUGGUCAUUAUCAAAUCGCUUUACCUUGGCGUUACGGUAUUCCAAAUCUACCAAACAACAGAAGUAUGGCCGAACAAAGAAUGAAAUCUCUUCAAUGGCGUUUAAAGAAGAACCCUAAGCUGAAAGAGAAAUACAAGAAUGUUAUCGAAGAUUACGUAGAGAAGGGGUUCGCGAGUAAAGUGAUAGAAGAACCUGCAAAACAGCUACAAAAGAAUGAAUCAAGCAGCAUUGGUCGAGUAUGGUAUCUUCCUCAUCAUCCGGUGUUUCACCCUCAAAAACCAGGAAAGGUCCGUGUUGUCUUUGACUGUGCAGCAAAGUACAAGAAUACGAGUUUGAACGAUCAGCUUCUGCAAGGUCCCGACUUCACGAACAAAUUAAUAGGAGUAUUGAUCCGCUUUCGCCUAGAGAGAAUUGCCCUAACAUCCGAUGUGGAGGCCAUGUUUCAUCAAGUUAGAGUAGAUCCCAAGGAUUGUGAUACUUUACGAUUCCUAUGGUGGCCAGACGCUGAUUUCGCAAAACCCUUAGAAGAGUAUCAGAUGCAAGUACAUCUGUUUGGAGCCACGUCAUCUCCGAGUUGUGCGGCGUUUGCAUUACGGAAGACUGCACAGGAUCAUGGAGCGGAGUUCGACAAAGAGACCGUGAAUACUGUCAACAAGAACUUUUAUGUCGAUGAUUGCUUGAAAUCGGUUCCAACAGUCAACAAAGCAGUAUCUCUUGUAAGCGAGUUAACAACGUUAUUGGCCAAAGGAGGAUUUCACUUAACUAAGUGGAUGAGCAAUAGUCGUGAAGUCUUGGCUUCAAUACCUCAGAAAGAGAGAGUGGCGUCAGUAGUCAAUUUGGACUUCGAAUCGUUACCGGUAGAGCAUGCGCUGGGUGUCUUAUGGGAUGUGGAAGACGACGUGUUUCGUUUUCGUAUCGCAGAAAUGAAAGAGAUAAAGACAAGAAGAGGGAUAUUAUCUUUGGUUAGUUCAAUGUACGAUCCAAUGGGAUUUGCUUCCCCGUUCGUUCUGCCGGCCAAGCAAGUUCUUCAACGUCUAUGUCAAGCGAAGUACGGUUGGGACGAAGUUUUGCCUGAAGAUGAAAUUGAGUUGUGGCGCAACUGGCAAGAAUCGAUAACACAAUUGAAAACCAUGACCAUUCCCAGAUGCAUCCGACAAGAUAUGUCAGCGAACCUUUGCAGAGCUGAAGUCCACAAUUUCGCGGAUGCGUCCAGAGAUGGCUAUGGGGCAGCUUCGUACUUGCGUCAAGUUGAUGAAGAAGGGAAAGUGAUCGUCUCACUUAUUGUUGCUAAGUCGAGAGUAACACCUUCGAAACCUGUGACAAUUCCUCGAUUAGAACUGACUGCAGCUGUGCUAGCUGUGAAGCUCAAUCGUCAAGUUGAAGAAGAACUAGAGAUUCCUAUUAGUCGUGUUGUAUUCUGGACUGAUUCGACUGUGGUGUUACAGUACAUUAAUAAUGAAUCCAAGCGUUUUCAGACUUUCGUGGCCAACAGAUUAGCUGUGAUUCAUGAUAUGUCAACGCCAUCGAUGUGGAGAUAUGUAGACACAAAAUCUAAUCCUGCAGAUUACGCAUCCAGAGGAUUGAAAGCUGAUGAGCAACGGAAGAUUCAUGUGUGGCUGAAUGGUCCAAAUUUCUUACGUGAAGAAGAGGAUAAAUGGCCAGAAAUGCCUGAAGGGCUUAAAGAAAUGCCAGACGAACAGUUAGAAUGGAGAAAAACAGCACAAGUACAUGAGAUUGUAACGUCAAAGGAUGGCACUGCGUUCGACAGAUUCCUGGAAUAUUAUUCAAGUUGGUAUGCUCUUCAAAAGGGUGUUGCAUGGUUCCUUCGUUAUUUGUCUUUCCUUCGUUCUACAAAGAAAUCACCUGACAAAGUUAAAGACGGUAUCGCGAAAGGACACUUGACGGUUAACGAAAUUCGUGUUGUAACUGACAAAAUCGUAAGAUACGUACAGCGUCAGAACUUUUCCGAGGAGAUUGAAACGUUGCAAACAGCUGAAACUAAGAGUGAUCGAACAAGAAAUCUGUUGAAAAGAAGUAACUUACGGAAACUAAGUCCAGUGUUACUGAAUGGAAUAUUGCGAGUCGGAGGACGCCUCGAAAGAUUCAUUAUCAUUUGA